This is a messenger RNA of Trematosphaeria pertusa, 1966 nucleotides long. RefSeq lists its product as uncharacterized. The record is from RefSeq and is a predicted model, not a curated record. The transcript has 4 exons. Gene Ontology annotation, molecular function: transmembrane transporter activity. Bases 8 to 1966 code for a protein of 652 amino acids. Lineage: Eukaryota; Fungi; Ascomycota; Dothideomycetes; Pleosporales; Trematosphaeriaceae. Gene Ontology annotation, biological process: transmembrane transport.
UGACAUAAUGGCACAAGAUGGACGGAACGAGGACACGACACCUUCGGUUGUGACGAUUCUUAGCAAGACGAGGCUUAGCAUUAUCAUCAUCGGGCUAUGGUACGUGGAUCGAUCAACACGAACGCAUGCCCUGGAUUUGCCUCCAUCUGCUGAAGGCCUGCCGGAGGAGAUUUGCUGCACCGCCAUGGAUGGGCUGCGGCCGACCGCUCCUGAGCACCUCAAGGGGACCGAGACGACAUUGAGACAUGCGAGACUGCUGCCCCUCCGCUACAAGACGCACACUAAUGUGUACCCCCAUGUUCGCAGGCUAUCGCUCUUCCUCUCCGCGAUGGAUACCACCAUCAUCACCACGAGUCUGAUGAAGAUCUCCAGCGAUUUCCACGCACUUGAACAAGCAUCGUGGCUUGUCACAGCAUAUCUCCCCACAUAUAAUUCAUUCCUGAUGCUUUCCGCCAAGUUGAGCGACGUCUUCGGAGUCAAAACGAUGCUUAUUAUCUGUAAUCUCAUAUUCCUCGUCUUUUCCAUGGCAUGUAGUGGAGCCCAGACUAUGACCCAAUUGAUCGUUUUCCGCGCUUUCCAAGGCAUAGGCGGCUCAGGGCUUUACUCCCUCGUCUUCGUCGCGGUCAUGACACUGGUCGAGCCAGAAAAGAUGGGCAUAGUAUCUGGUAUCAUCAGCUCCGUCUUUGCGCUGGCAAAUUUACUAGGUCCGGUGCUCGGCGGCAUUAUAACUGAUCGAACAACCUGGAGAUGGAUUUUCUGGAUCAACGGUCCAAUCACCGCUGCAUCCACGGUGACCCUCUUCCUCGCCAUGCCCGGAAAGUCGAAUAGGGCCCGCCUCCAUGGCUUCGACGGCAUCGGCGGGAUCCUCUCCGUAUGUUGGCCGGUUCCGCUGCUCUUCGCGCUUCAAGAGGCCGGGGCUCAGUUUGAGUGGAAGAGCGGAGUUAUCAUCGGGACUCUGGUAGCCGGUGUUGUCCUAUUCUUCUUUUUCGGGCUGUAUGAAGCUUGGAUCUCGCGCAAGACAAAGAUAGAACCCAUCUUCCCGAUGAGGUUCAUCACUAAUCCCGCUAUGCUGCUCCUGCUUCUCAGCAUGCUACUUCUCGGCUUCCCAUUCUACGCCAUGUUCAUUCAACUCCCUCAGCGCUUUCAAGGCGUCAACUUCACGAGCGCUGAACGAGCCGGCAUCCUUCUACUACCGACAACUCUGCUGACCCCGCUGGGUGCCAUGCUCGCCGGAGUCAUCAUAAGCAAGAAGUGCCCCGGAGAGUACUCCCUCCUCGCCGCGGCAGCGAUGGUAAGCAUCGGUGUUGGCCUCAUGAGCAGUCUCCCUGUGGACUCCCAGUUCCCCGCUAGAACUUACGGCUACCAAAUCAUCACUGGCUUCGGACUUGGUUUGGGAAGCCCUGCGUACUACGUCCUGCUCUAUAGCAGCUGUGUGGAGAAAGAUAUACCGGUCGCUACCGGCGCGUUGAACAUGGUGCGAACUCUCGGUGGCGCUGUCGCAGUAGCAAUAUGCUCCGCCCUUCACCACUCGGAGUUGGACCAUAAACUUGCGACCUUUCUUAGCCCCGCCCAAAUCGAAGCCGCGAAGGACUCGAGUUACUACAUCGCGCAGUUACCGCAGGAUAUCCGGAUGAAGCUCGGAAGAGUAUUCGGAAAGAGUUAUAAUAAGCAAUUCGAGGUUAUAUUGGGUUUCGCGCUUUUGAACGUUUUGGUUGUGGUUGCGCUGGCUUUUGUGAGGAAGAAGAAGGGCAUUUUUGGCAUAUUGCCAGAGCGUAAAGAGGAGAAUGAGUUCAUGAAGAAGCGGCCUGCGAAAACAGAUGAGGAGGCGCGCUCGGACGUACAGAAGGACGCUCAAGUGCGAGAUGUGCCUAGUCACGUAGCAGCAGGUGGGGAGCAGGACUACGCCGAUAAGAUAUCAAUUAUCCCACCGAGCUCAGCGGAAGAAGAGAGGAAGAUGAAGAAUUGA